Molecule: messenger RNA, 432 nt
Organism: Phytophthora sojae
Lineage: Eukaryota; Oomycota; Peronosporomycetes; Peronosporales; Peronosporaceae
Exons: 4
Coding region: 1-432 (143 amino acids)
Source: RefSeq, a predicted model, not a curated record
AUGAGCUACCAGCGCAGCUACCCGGCCCUCGCCCCCGGCUCCCACAUGGACGACAAGAACAUCAAACACGAGCGUCACCAGCGCGAAGCCUUGGCCCUUCGGGGACUCGUCACGUGCGAAGAAGUGUUCGCCGCCCAUCAGCGGGAGAUGGGGGUGCUCGCAGAACACGCCGCGGCUCAGAUGGGGGACGCUACAGGCCCCCUGGAGGAGCAACUCGACAAGAUCGCGGUGCCCCAAGUCCCCGUGGGGUUAUUGAUCCCGUCGCCGCCGUGCCCGAGGACACUCGCGGCGGUGGACGGCAUGACGAUGGGGGACAUUGACCCGCUGGCCAUGCUAAUGCACACGGACUUUGGCAUCGAGGAGCGGGAUGACCUGCUCAGCGACAAGGUGGAGACGGCGAUGAUGAACUCGUUGGUGGGUGGACUGAUCUAG